CCGCUCCCCAUGACCAUCCCACUGACUCCCACUUCACUCCAGUUCCGCAAGCUGAAUCACGAUGGGAAGUCUGCCCAGCAGAAGGAGAAACCGGGCCGCGUCGAACCCCCCUGCUGAGCCCCGGACCUCUUCCUCGGGGCAAAAAGGCCCCGACGUCUGCACGGCCGUGGCCCUGUGCCCCUUCCCCACGGGGGCGGAGGCGGCCCUGGCGGUGGGCGAGCCGCUGACCAUCCUCUCAGACCACGGCGACUGGUGGGACGUGGUGUCUGCGGUGACCGGAAAGGCCUAUCACAUCCCCAGCAGCCACGUGGCCAGAGUCUCCAACAGGUGGCUGUACGAAGGCCUCGGCCGGGAAAAGGCGGAGGAGCUGCUCCUGCUGCCCUGCAACCACGGAGGCUCCUUCCUGGUCCGCGAGAGCCAGACCCGGAAAGGCGGCUACUCGCUGUCGGUCCGGCAGACGCACGCGACGGCCUGGGACUCAGUGCGGCAUUAUCGGAUCUGGCGGCUGGACAACGGCUGGCUCUACAUCGCUCCUCGCAUCACAUUCCCAUCCCUCCAGGCCCUCGUGGACUACUAUUCCGAGGCGGGAGAGGAGCUGCAGUGCCCGCUGUCGGAGCCCUGCGCCCCCCUGCCCGGACCCCUGCCCACCCAGCGGAGCCUGAUGGAGCCCUUGCCACCGCCGCCGCCACCGCAGCCGCUGACCCUCGACUGGAAGCAGCUGGACAGCCACCACCUGCUGUCGGACGGCGGGUCCCCGGGCGAGGCGUCUCCCAUCAGCGCUGGACUCCGCGAGGCCGUCACCUCCUAUCUCACCCUCACCCACCCCCUCGCCCCCGACGCCCUCCUCACCGACGACACCCCCCUCACCCACGGGACCACCCUGCCCGCCCGGGGACCGCCCCGUGACAAGGACACCUGCCGGACCACCUAGGACGCCCGCCGGAUCCGAGAGGAGACGGGGAGACGGUGCCCUCCGCCCCCAGGAAGCAGCCCGGCCUUGGGAGUCGCAGGUUGUGGGUUCUAAUAAUAAUA
This is a messenger RNA of Tachyglossus aculeatus (Australian echidna), 1032 nucleotides long. RefSeq names its product Src like adaptor 2 (gene SLA2). The record is from RefSeq and is a predicted model, not a curated record. Bases 62 to 931 code for a protein of 289 amino acids. Gene Ontology annotation, molecular function: protein binding. The transcript is spliced from 7 exons. Lineage: Eukaryota; Metazoa; Chordata; Mammalia; Monotremata; Tachyglossidae.